Triticum dicoccoides is the source of this 2780-nucleotide messenger RNA. RefSeq lists its product as uncharacterized. The transcript has 7 exons. NCBI's taxonomy places the organism in Eukaryota, Viridiplantae, Streptophyta, Magnoliopsida, Poales, Poaceae. Bases 227 to 2152 code for a protein of 641 amino acids. The record is from RefSeq and is a predicted model, not a curated record.
UCGGCUCACGUUGCCUCGCCUCGCGGCCUCGAGAUGCCGGACGUACACCCACGUCCCAAUCCACUCCGCCUCGCCGCCUGACACGUCUAUUAAAAUGCCAGGACUUCUCACUCUUCCAUACCCGCCACUUUUAAUGGCCACCGCCGAUUGAGUGGGAGAGCACAGCAAACUCACUGACGAGGCAGGCGGCAGGUGGGAUUGUUGCUUUCUUGUUUUUGAGACAAAAAUGCGCGGCGCCGGUGAUUGCGAGCUGGAGCUCCGGGGCGUAAUGGGGGAGGAGGAGGGGGUUGCGUCGGCGUCGGCGUCGGCGUCGGAGAGGGCAAUGCGGCGGCGGAGGGGGCGGCGUCGGUGGGGAAGAGCCGAGGCGGGCGACAGCUACUCGACGAGCAGCGGCAGCGGCUCCUUCGGCUGCGACUCGCCUUUGGCCGGAUUCGUGCGCGCGGAUGGCGACAUGGACACAGAUCUGGAGACAGACGGGCUGGCCGCCACUUCAUCCUCCAGUGCCUCUGCAGCGUUCACGGAGCCGCACGACGACGAGGAGGAGGCGCAGUGUGGGGUGAAGGGAGAGUGGCAAGAACCGGCCAAGAGUCCGGCGGGCGGCGCCACUGCCAUCCGAGGUACGAGAUUUCGAAGUUUGCGACGUACUAGGUGGUGUGAGGUUUCCCAAUCUUGUAUGCUUGUGUGCUGUUCGACAGAAUGCCAGAGCCAGCGACGGUGCCGGACAGAGGCUGCUUACCUGCACGGUAGGAAGGGGCUGAAGCAGCGGCCAGCCUCGCUCGACUUCGGCAGCGCCGGGUUCAACAGCGGGACUCCGUUUUCUCCGGGCUUUGUGGUUGGAGGUGCCGGGUUUGUAAGCAAGGGACUUGUGUCAUCCCAGAUAAGCUCCGGCGUGUUCCCUAGCCCCGGCACGCCGAGCUACCCGCGGCGGCACCGGCCGUCGGCCUUGGGGUACCAAAAGGGGUGGAGCUCGGAGAGAGUGCCCCUUCCUUCCAAAGGUAAUAAUACUAGGAGGUACCCAGGCAGCAGCAUGGCAUUCCCUCUCAAUAACAGGAGGACAUUGCCCUCAAAAUGGGAGGAUGCGGAGAGGUGGAUCUUCAGUCCCAAGUCAAACUCCGGCGAUGCACGUGAGAAGACCGCCACAUUGCCCCAUGCUCGGCGGCCAAAGGCCAAAAGCGGUCCUCUUGGGCCUCCUGGAAGACUUGGUGGACAGUAUUCAUCUGUAUCUUCAUCCGUGUCUUUGUUUGACAGUGGGAGAGUUGGGCAUUUAGCAGCAAACUCACCUUUCUUGGCUGGAGUACUGAUACCUGAACAUUAUGGUGGGGCGAAAAGUAAUGUUGGGAGGUAUACGAGUGGAACAGCUGGUACCGAAUUCGGUAUUGGCAUAGUUGGCAGGUCUUCUCUAGCAGAUAUCGGGUCUCCUGCUACCCAAUCUACCACGGUGCGCCGACGACUAGAUACUGCAGUCGAGUCAUCUGCGUCAUUGCCUAGCACCCAAGAAUCUGUACAAGAUGAAGAGGCUGAGUUCGUAGAAGAUUCAGCCCCCAUUAUCACCCCUAUAACUUCAAGGAAGGAUACCGCAACUCAAACUAGUCCAGAUCUAAGUAGGUCUUCUUCGCCCAGUGCCAGGCCUUCAUUUGUUCGCUCAUUCUCAAUGCAACAAGCCAAAGAGAGGGAGAGCUGUUUCUCUGAUCUUGAGAUCAGGGAUGUGCAGAUGGAUGAGCGAGUGAGUCUUACCAGAUGGUCCAAGAAACAUGUAACACAAGGCUCUAACAAGAAUUCUACAAAUAUGUUAGAGUGGAAUAAAAAGACGGUGGACUCUAAAUCUUCUUCCUGGGAAUCAUCUGAAACGAAAUGCACAUUAAAGGUUGAGAGAGAAGAAGCAAAACUUACUGCUUGGGAGAAUCUUCAAAAAGCGAAAGCUGAGGCUGCAAUUCAGAAGCUAGUGAUGAAACUCGAGAAGAAACGAUCAUUUUCUCUGGACAGAAUUUUGAACACCCUCAGGUCUGCUCAAAGAAAAGCACAAGGGAUGCGUGAUGCAGCGACAGCAAGCCAAGAUGAACAUCUUUGCAGGAAGGCCAAAAAGACAUCACAUGUUACAAAGAAUGGCCAGAUCAGAUCUCUGAGUGGCUGUUUCACCUGCCAUGCUUUCUAGUAUCAUGCAAUCCCACUACUGAGGAUCUGGUGCUUCAGGCCCUUGAGCAGGGAGGCCCGAGUGAAGUUCAGACAGAGACUCGUGAGUGCAGAAAAUUCAGACAAUCCUCAAUUUCUUACCCCCGUCGCAUUUUGAGAAGAAUAUGCUGCUGCUGCUGCGGCUUGAGCAGGGACCAUGCGUGCGCUGGCUGUCACCAUAUGGAUCUGCUCAUAUGCACAAUCUGCCAAGGGGACAAGAGAAAAAGGAGCCACCGAGGAAAGGAGCGAUGGUGCCUCCGCGUCAUCACAUUUGCCUGCCUGCCUGCUUCUCAUGCUUGACACCACACCCAGCAGGCCAGCAGCUAGCACAAUGGUAAAGGCCUCCUUUAUCGUUGGCCAUUGCUGGCCCUGUGGUUGUAGGCCGUUGCUACCUAGGAGCAAUUUGGCCCUUGCUAGGCUGCUGCUAGCCACGGCGUGCCUGUGCUUCAGGCCGGCCUUGUACGAGUAGGAGGUUUGCUUCAGGUGUAGCCCAGCUGGGUGUGAUUGGAUGUGCCAUUUCUUUUCUUUUUUAUUGCUGCAAUCGUUGCUGCCCUCGUGUCUUGCUUUCAGCGAUAGCAGGUUGCCUGCUUCAAAUGCCGUUUUUGCCGGGA